Messenger RNA from Myzus persicae (green peach aphid), 2600 nucleotides. RefSeq lists its product as uncharacterized. The transcript has a single exon. Lineage: Eukaryota; Metazoa; Arthropoda; Insecta; Hemiptera; Aphididae. The annotation marks the transcript as partial. The record is from RefSeq and is a predicted model, not a curated record.
GUCAACAUAAACCAAUUAAAAACGGUCCAACAUUUCAAGAAACGGUAUUCGGUUGGAUAGUGGCUGGUCCUGUGCAGGGCGUAAAUAAUUCGAUUGUACACUCGUUCUUUCUAAACGCAGCAUUGGAGAAGUCAAGCUGUGCUGAUUUGAACGAUCAAAUUACUAAAUUUUGGAACUUAGAAGAGAUACAAAAAGAAAAUGUUUAUAGCGCGGAAGAAAAAAAGUGCAUGGAGCAUUUUGAUAAAACGGUUGAAAGAAAGGAAGAUGGUAGGUUCGUUGUUCGACUACCGUUACGCGAAAACAUAAACACGUUAGGCUCGUCGCGUUCAACAGCUUUAAAACGUUUUCUAUCUUUAGAAAGUAGAUUCCGCUCAAGUCCUGAACUAAAAAAAAAAUAUGUAGAAUUUAUGGAAGAAUACGAGAACCUCGGCCACAUGAAAAAGGUAAAUAUGAGUGAAGAAACUGAAAAAUCGUAUUAUAUACCCCAUCACGCCGUCCUCCGUGAUAGCAGCGUAACCACUAAAUUACGUGUCGUGUUUGACGCGUCGUGCGCAACCGAUUCCGGAAAAAGUUUAAAUGAUUUGUUAUUGAAAGGGCCGAAAAUUCAAGACGAAUUAGUUUGCAUUAUCGCACGUUUCCGUUCGUAUAAAUAUGUAAUGUCCUCCGACAUAGAAAAAAUGUACCGUCAAAUUUGGGUGUCGAAUGCCGAUACAAAUCUGCAACGAAUAUUGUGGCGCUCACAACCAGAUCAGCCGAUCACUGAAUACAAUUUAAAAACAGUAACAUACGGAACCACGCCUGCGUCGUAUUUAGCAACGGGAUGUCUAAUGAAAUUAGCAGUAAACAUGCAAGAGUUAUUUCCGGAUGCGCACAAGGCAAUCACUAAUGACUUCUAUAUGGACGACUAUCUCGGCGGUGCCAAUGAUAUAACUGUCGCAAAAAAAUUACGCGAUGACGUUAUCAGUAUUUUAAACUCAGCCGGUUUCAAAUUACGUAAAUGGAUUUCUAAUGACCAACGAUUAUUAGAAAAUAUAUCAAACGAGGACAAUGACCCAUUGCGUGUAUUGAAUUUAGACGACAAUACAAUAAAAACAUUAGGCCUGUUCUGGAAUCCGCUCGACGACGUUUAUCAAUAUAAGGUAAACAGUAAUUAUAAAAACAAUGUCGAGCCAAUUACAAAACGUAUGGUGUUGUCAACAAUAUCUAUGAUAUUCGACCCGCUCGGACUAGUCGGACCCGUAGUCGUUGUUGCAAAAAUAUUUAUGCAAAAGCUAUGGCAAACUCGCAUAAAUUGGGACGAUCCUAUAGCCACCGUGCUACGAAAAGAAUGGCAAGACUAUCAACAAACCUUACCUGAACUUGAAGAAAUCUACAUCUCAAGAUGGAUAAUUGGUUGCUCAGACGUGCACACCACACAAAUACACGGCUUCGCCGACGCUUCGUUACUAGCAUUCGGCGCGUGUUUGUACGCACGGAGCACCGACGCUUUAGGAAAUCACUAUUCCAGGCUGAUAGUCGCGAAGUCAAAGGUGGCGCCAUUAAAGGUAGUGUCUUUAGCACGCUUAGAAUUAUGCGCGGCUAUCUUGUUAGCGCGACUGGCUAAUAAGAUAAUUCCGCGAUUAAAUAUUAAAGUAAACGAAAAACGGUUUUGGUCAGAUUCAACAAUAGUGCUCGCAUGGAUAAAUGCUCCAUCAACACGUUGGAAAACAUUUGUAGCACAUCGAGUCGGAGAAAUCCAAACAUUAACUGCGGCAGCAGAGUGGGGAUAUGUAAAAUCAAAUGACAACCCGGCAGAUGUACUUUCGCGUGGUUGUAGCCCAAAACAAUUAAAAGAUAAUACUUUGUGGUGGGAAGGUCCAGUAUGGCUCAAAUCAAAUAAAAAUGAAUGGCCUAAGUCGUCAAAUAAUAAGUUAUCACCAAACAUCGAACUGCCAGAGACAAAACGUACACAAGUAGCACUCCAGCUGUCUAUAAAAGAAGAAUUCUACUUAAUCAAAAGAUAUUCAUCCAUAAAUAAAUUAUUACGUGUAAUCGCGUACUGUAGGCGUUGGUACGAACGCGUAAUUAAUAAGCAUGAUAAUUAUAUCGACAUCAAAGUCGACGCCACCGAAGUAGCUGCCGCACAAACAACGAUAAUAAAACUGGUUCAACAACAUUAUUUUGCUGAAGAGAUAAAACUUAUAAAAUCAAGAAAAAGCAUAACAACAACGAAAAUCGCAUUACUGCGCCCGUAUAUAGACAAAAAAAAUGUAUUACGCGUCGGCGGCCGCAAAAAUAAUUCAACCACUAUACAUUUUAACCAACGAAAUCCGAUAUUAUUGCCAGCUAAAUCAGCGUUUACCUUAGCACUAUUUAGUAAUGAACACGAGCGUUUAUUACAUGCUGGCCCACAAGCACUAUUGUCAUCGAUUCGCGAAAAGUUCUGGCCAUUAAACGGUCGUAAUAUAGCCAGACAAACGGUACAUCAAUGUGUUGUUUGUUUUCGUUCCAAACCUGUAAUUUACGAGCCAAUAAUGGGAGACCUACCGCGCGAUCGCAUUGAACUAGAACGCGCGUUCAAAAUAUGCGGCGUCGAUUUUGCCGGUCCAAUAAUGAUUAAG